GUGCAAAAGUUGCAUACACUAUGGAUCAUGCUGAUGCUUUAUCAUCUAGCCAUAUGAACGAUGGUUCAUUGCAGGUUAGUGGCCAGAGCGUCAAAUCGGUUAAAUCCGGUGGCGGUUCUUCCGCUGUGAGUGAGAAGGUACCUGAAAGUGUGCUUCAACAAUUGAUAUUGGACCUUGCUGUGCCCGAGAAGCGUGAAUAUGCCUUGGCUGAGUUGUCCAAGCAGCGUGAGCAUCACCCUGACUUGCCUGUACUGCUAUGGUAUUCCUUUGGUACCAUGGCAACUUUAUUGUAUGAGAUUGUAUCGGUAUAUCACUAUUUACAUCCGAUGAGUCUUUCGAUGUCUGACUCUACCAAGGCUUCCAAUUCACUGACGCUUCUUCAAUGUAUCGCAUCUCAUCCUCAAACACGUCGUGUAUUUCUUGCAGCUCAUAUCCCUUUAUUUUUAUAUCCAUUUUUAAAUUCAUCAUGCAAGAGUCGUCGUCUUGAGUAUUUGAAGUUGACUUGUCUAGGUGUGAUUGGUGCUUUGGUAAAGAGCGACGACGAGGAAGUCAUUUGUUUUCUAUUGAACACUGAGAUUAUAGCGUUGUGUCUUCGGAUUAUGGAAACUGGUUCGGAUAUUUCAAAGACUGUGGCCAUAUUCAUUGUGCAGAAGAUAAUGUUGGAUGAUCGUGGUUUGGCAUAUGUUUGUGCUACUCCUGAGCGUUUUUACGCUGUUGCUGCUGUAUUGAACAGUAUGGUAAUGGGUUUCCUUGAGAAUCCAUCUCGUCGUAUAUUAAAGCACGUUGUUCGUUGUUAUUUACGUUUAUCGGAAAACCCUCGUGCUCGUGAGAUGCUGCGUAAGUGUUUACCCAAGCCAUUGCGUAAGAUCGACCCUGUAUUUUACCCAUGUUUACGUGAGGAGCCCAUGUUGAAGAAGUGGCUUCUUCAGUUGAUUUGUGACACUGAGCCACUGCCCGAGAUGUCAUCACCUUCUUAGUGA
Molecule: messenger RNA, 980 nt
Organism: Babesia bovis T2Bo
Lineage: Eukaryota; Apicomplexa; Aconoidasida; Piroplasmida; Babesiidae
Product: putative CCR4-NOT transcription complex subunit 9
Exons: 6
Coding region: 21-977 (318 amino acids)
Biological process (GO): mRNA catabolic process; negative regulation of translation
Cellular component (GO): P-body; CCR4-NOT core complex; CCR4-NOT complex
Source: RefSeq, a predicted model, not a curated record